CCUGGGGAUCUGAUGAAACCAGCAUUGAUUUGGCAGAGACCGCGCGCAGAGCCGUGUGCAGAGACCGAGCCGGGUGCUGGGAAGGAGGAAGAAAACCCAGGCAGGCGCCCCACCCUCCGAGGGCGCCGCCGAUCUGGGGAGACAAGACUGGGCUCCAGCAGCCAGUCAGAGGCCUCGUGAGUCAGGCUCUGAGUUCAAGUCUCGACUAGCUCUCCUCAUGUGACCUGGAGCAAGUGUGGCCCUUCUCUGCACCACGGGAAGACCGGGGAUGGACCGUGGGCCCACCGGUGUCCUGCAGCCUGCACUUCCUAUGACACUAGCAAGGCCAGGGUCAGACCAACAGGCGUUCAGAGAAGACUGGGGCGGUGGGAGACCAGGAGGGGAGGGACUGGCCAAGGAAUAGCGUUGAGUACCACCGGAGGCUCCCACCUCCCUGUGACGAACGGACAAAGUUCUUUCCUGGAUAAAGUUCUUUCCUGCGGGCCUUCUCAGAGCCCCAGGCAUGCAGGAGACAUCUGGAAAAAGCCACUGGGCCACAGGAUCCUUUUUUUCAGGAAGCACCUUGAAGGCGGGAGGGCCCUGAGGAACCUCUGCGUCUCCACCUGAGUGAAAGAGGGGUUGCCCACGCUUGAGGCUCGACUUGUACCUGCUCUAUUUUUGGACAGAGUAUCAGCAGCUGAUCCCGCGGGUCCAGGAGCCAGGCCGCAGAGGGAGAGACCAGCCAUGGACCUCCAGCAGCUUCAGUAUUUGGGGGCAGCACCUUAGGAGAGGAGAGGAGAGGAGAGGAGUGGUCUCCGUCCACCCCCUGGCACUGGGGAGGAGAGAAGGGAGAAGUGGACCCGCCGCCUGCCCCAGCCGGGCAUGGACCAGCAGCUGUGAUCAGCCAGAGCUGAUGCCGGGUCCCCAGGGAGCUGGAGGAACCCCCGUCAUGAGCCUGGGCAAGCUGUCACCCGUGGGCUGGGUGUCCAGCUCUCAGGGAAAGAGGCGGCUGACUGCAGACAUGAUCAGCCCCCCACUCGGGGACUUCCGGCACACCAUGCACGUGGGCCGCGGCGGGGACGUCUUUGGCGACACCUCCUUCCUCAGCAACCACGGGGGCAGCUCCCGGGGUACCCACCGUUCACCCCGCAGCUUCCUGGCCAAGAAGCUACAGCAAGUGCGCAGGGUGGGGGUGCCGCCCCGGCGGUUAGCUUCCCCGCCGUCGCCCUCACCUGCUCCACCCGCUGUCUCCCCCAUCAUCAAGAACGCCAUCUCCCUCCCUCAACUCAACCAGGCUGCCUACGACAGCCUCGUGGUGAGCAAGCUCAGCUUCAACAGCAGCCCAGCCGGCUCCACGGACGGCCACUCCAGUUACGGCCUGGACUCCGGGUUCUGCACCAUCUCCCGCGUGCCUCGGGCGGAAAAGCCCCGUGACCGAGACCGUGACAGUUCCUUCCCCUCCGAACCUGAGCUUCACCGCUCUGACUCCCUCUUGUCCUUCCGUCUGGACCUGGACCUUGGGCCCUCUCUCCUCAGCGAGCUGCUGGGGGUCAUGAGCCUCUCAGAAGCCUCUGCAGCCGAGACCCCAGCCUCAGCCCCCGCAGCAAACCCCCCAGCCCCUGCCGCAAACCCUCCCACCCCUGCCUCAAGCCCUCCACUCCGUGGACGCUGCCCCAACGGGGUAACCGCUGUGUUGGGCCCAGUGGCGGAGGCGAGGGCCAGCCUGGUGGGAGAAUGCCCCCGUGCGCCUGCUGACAUGGCCCCUGGCAGGCACUGGGGUGCAGGCUGGGGCGGCGGCAGGGGCAGCCGGCACUAUACCGAGAUGGAUGCUCGGCAGGAGCUGGUGAAGGUGCUGCCCCAGGGUCGGGCCUCCUGGGAGAGCCUGGACGAAGAGUGGGAUGCACCCCAGGCAGGCAGCAGGGCCCCCGUGCCCAGCACGGUGCAGACAAACGCCUUCGCGUUUGCCGAUGCUGAGGACGACGACGACGAGGUCAAGGUGUGAGCAGCUGAGCGUGGGCUCAGGACCCUGCCCCACCUCUUCACCGUGAAGAGCCCAGGGCAGAGCCAGCCCCUCAUCUGACAACUGGGAGAACCUGAGUUGUCCCCAAACCCUCCACGCCUCUGCCGGACAGACCUGGGAGGGAGGCCAGGCUUACUCUGGGACCUGGGUGUUCCCGAGGGCCCUGCUGGGCUGACCUGCUUCCCCACAACUGCCACUCUGGACCCAGGGGCCAUUCCUUCAGCCCCGCCCCCACUGGCUGGGCAGCCCAGCCUCACAGUGCUGCCUUUGUGCUGGGGAAGCUGUCCGUGCUGGGGGGGGGGGGCAGCAGGCACACCACACAGGGCCUUUGUCUCCUCCCUAAGGGACCGCCUGCCCCGCUCCUCCUGAAGCUGCCGCCCCCCGCCCUCACUAGGGCUGCUUCCCCCACAUCCCCACCCCAACCCCGACUUGUCCCAGAGCCCUCAAAGGAAAAUCAGGUGUGGCCUCCCCCCCUUCCUGUGCACCCAAGACCUGCCUCUGGGUUCUGAUUAAAAAAGGCUUUUUU
Molecule: messenger RNA, 2525 nt
Organism: Phyllostomus hastatus (greater spear-nosed bat)
Lineage: Eukaryota; Metazoa; Chordata; Mammalia; Chiroptera; Phyllostomidae
Gene: CDC42EP1
Product: CDC42 effector protein 1
Exons: 3
Coding region: 893-1981 (362 amino acids)
Source: RefSeq, a predicted model, not a curated record